Helobdella robusta is the source of this 963-nucleotide messenger RNA. RefSeq lists its product as hypothetical. Bases 1 to 963 code for a protein of 320 amino acids. The record is from RefSeq and is a predicted model, not a curated record. NCBI's taxonomy places the organism in Eukaryota, Metazoa, Annelida, Clitellata, Rhynchobdellida, Glossiphoniidae. The transcript has a single exon.
AUGCAGUCGCAAGUCGUCUCGAAAAUGAUGUCGCAAAUGGCGCGCAAGCAAUCGGUUGAUGUUAAAUCAGAAAUUCUUGAAGAUGAUGGUUACAAGGAGAAAAAGAAAACUUGUUACCCGUGCUGCUGCUACUACAGCAUUCCUUACUAUGCCAUGGUUACGAGAACAGUAACUGAUAAGUUCCCCGACAUGCCCCAAAAACCUUCAAACAUUCAAAUCAUGCCUCUGAAGGAGAAGCCCAAGCUGCCUGAUUUCUUCAUGAAAGUGAUUGAACUCUCAAAAAUAUCGCCAGCUGAAAAAGAAAAGCAGUACUUCAAUCGUCUGAUUGAAGCCGAAGAAAAGAAGGAGAAAGCGCUGAAAGAAAAGUUUCGAAAUGAUCAAGCAAAGAAAAAAGCUCAGGUACUGCAGCUGCAAUCGGCUCAGAAACGAAUGACUUACAUGGAUAAAAACGCGAGGUACACUGGUCCGAACUGCUAUCCUCAAGAUGUCUACAAGAACAAGCCCAGGCCUGAGAGCAUGUACUUCUACAAGCCGAAAAAAGAAUCAAAGUUCAUCGCUAAUAUGGACAUCGAAUUCAAGAGAACCGAAGAUCUGAGGAAGCAGAUGAUUCGUGAGGAUUGCAGGAAACAGAACAAAUACAUCGCUCCUCCGAACGUUGAAAGAAUUCAAACUGUCGACGAAGUUGCGAAGAAAAAGAAGGAAGAAGAGGAAAAGAAGGAGAAAUCGAAAGGUGAAGAGAAACCGCCGGAGCCUACGGCAGAGAAGGUAGAUGAUCCCGACGAUCCACACGCUAUCAAGAAGACACACUGGAAGGAAAUCAAGACCGAGAAGAAAAAAGUGAUCGAUUUUGAUGGCGACGAUCCCAGCAUUCCACCUCCUAAAAAAGAGGACGAAGACAAAUCUGCAAAGCCCGGAAAGUCCAAAAAGGCUGGACUGGCCUCCGCAGAAGCCAUCGUCUCCUGA